GCCGCUGUGUGCUGGCGGUCUCCGGUUGCUGCUGCUGCGUCUACCAAUCAUUGCUCCUUCAAUGACUCGUACCGACUCCGUACUUCUUCACUUUCCUCUCCCUCCUCCGGCAGUAUUCAGCGAGCUACAUGCUGUUAAUGUGAUUGACCAGGAAACAGGAUCUUCUUCCUGAUUAACUAAACUUGAAGCCUGCACAUUAACGGAGUGCGUGGGAGCAUCAUGUGGAGGAAGGCUUCUGUAGCGGCCCUGCUGGCGAUAGCUGUCGGCUAUUUGUACCACGGCAGUCCAGAGCUGCCGGAGCAGAUUCUGCAGUAUAUCAGCCUGCCAAACUUUCAGCAGUCAUCACAGAGCCAGGACAGUCAGAAAAGCCUGGAGGAGGUGAUCUCCUCCUCCUGGGAGACUCUGAUCACUCUGCCCAGCCGGCAGUGGAGCAAAGUGGCUGUGGGGGUGAAUGCCUGUGUGGAUGUGGUGGUCUCAGGAGUGGGUCUGCUUCAGGCUAUGGCUGUGGAUCCUGGCGUCGGCCUAGACCAUGAAGUGUUGCACUCCAAAGAGGACUUGAAGGAAGCGUUCAUCCAUUACAUGGAGCGAGGAGCAGCAGCCGAGCGCUUCUUCAGCGACAAGGAGGUGUUUCAGUGGAUCGCACGUGCAGCAGCAGAGUACCCCGGGGCAAAGCUGUACGUAGGAGGGAACGCUGCUCUCAUUGGUCAGAAGCUCGCCACGUAUCCCGAUCUGAUUGUUUUGUUAUGCGGGCCAGUCGGUCCUAAACUUCACGAAAUGCUGGAUGAGCAGAUAAUUGUUCCCCCAGAGUCUCUCCAGGAGACGGAUGAAUAUCACCUCAUCCUGGAGUAUAAAGCAGGGGAAACUUGGGGUUCGAGUCAGGCACCUCAAGCAAACCGCUUCAUCUUCUCUCAUGACGUGUCCAACGGGGGGAUGAGCUCGCUGGAGACAUUCGUGGCGAGCUUGGAGGACUUUGAGCCCGAGCUGGUUGUCCUGUCCGGGCUCCACAUGAUGGAGGGUCAGGGCAGAGAGCUGUGGGAGGAGCGGCUGAAGGAGGCUGUGUCGGCCAUACUUGACAUCCGUAGAGAUAUUCCCAUCCACCUGGAGCUGGCGAGCAUGACUGACAGAGACUACAUGAACAGCAUCAUGCAGGAGCAGGUUAUGCCCAUUGUCAGCUCCAUCGGGCUGAACGAGCAGGAGCUGCUCUUCCUCUCUCAGGCCGAUGAGGGGCCUCAUGCAGACUUGGCCGCCUGGAAAGGCAUCCCAGACGUGGGCCGGGUCAGCGACAUCCUCCUCUGGGUCCUGGAGCAGCACGGCCGCAGCGACCCUCUUUCGGAAGCCGACCUGACUCGCAUUCACUUCCACACGCUCGCCUACCACAUCCUAGCCACAGUGGACGGGUACUGGGGGAACCAGGCGGCGGCGGUGACAGCCGGAGCUCGAGUCGCGAGCAGUCAGGCCUGUGGACUCCAGGCUGUGGAUGUUAGCAAAGUGGAGCUAAAGGCACCGCUGGAGUUUUACAGUUCACACACUGAGCCGCGACAGAAGCUGGCACUGAACCCAGCACAGCCGGUGACUGUGUGGCGCAGAGGAAACGUCACCUUCCACAUGACGCCGGUGCUGGUCUGCAAACAGCCUCUGAGGACAGUCGGGCUCGGGGACGCUAUCUCAGCAGAGGGACUAGUUUACUCUGAGCUAAAAGACGAGCAGCCUUUCUAAACUCUGCUCGAAGCUGACACUCCGUUUGUCUUGAAAAAGUAUGAUGGGAAGUUCUCCUGCUGCUCUAAUUGUUGGAUUUUUUUUCAGACCCGUGUGUCUCGAACCAGGUUUUGUGUCUUCCUUCCCGAAGCUUCACUGAGUUAAAGAAUGUGAUGAUGAAUGGUGAUAGUUUUAAAAUCCUGCCUGACGAGUCCUCCAUCCGGCUCUGCUCUCCUCUCUUCUCGCUCCUCUGAUCCUCCAGCAGAAAGAAACUUAGGCAGAGCUUCUCCCACGUGGAUCUGACCAGACCGUGAGGCAGUUUGACUCUAUGCACUGGGCGCAGCUCAAAGACGAUUUCACAAACUUCAAAGAGUUUAGUUGGCCCCUCUUAUUUACCUUCACUCGCGUACCUUCAGUACACUGUGCCUUGAGAUAAUACUAGUCAUAGUUUAAUAUUUUAUUCAUACUUUAGAGCCAAAAAACAUCAAAUUAAGCAUCUCGUCAGUUACACUUCUACUAUAGAUACAAACACAUAUAAACAACUGUGUAGUCUGUAAACGGAUGACGUCUUACUAUAUCAUAGAAGCUAAGUGGUAUUCUCGGUGUUCCUUGUUUCUGGUGCAUUCAUGUCAAAUAGUCACUAGAUCACUUGAAGGCUCAUUCUCUCGUGGGUAUCUGACUUCUUAAUGUGUAAUAAUGGUUCUAUCUAGAUAGUCUUGUCUUUGUCCUUAUCUGUCCUGUGAGGAUAAAAACUAUAGAAGAGUUUUUACACUCCCAUUUUAAAGAUGCUAAAUUUUGAGGCUCUGCAAAGCUCAAACAAACACUCCUCAUGUGGUAUGCGUAGUCUUGGUGUUUGCUCUACCUUCUAAAUUCCUGAUCAAAUAAUGAAAUAUUAUGCUUAUAAAUGCAACGUUUAAAUUUGUUUUUGAAGGGGAUCCUUCUUUAUUCAGUAAAGCUCAAUAAACAAUAAUGUGUUGUUUUUUAACUAAAGGUUCUGUUGGUAAUUAAAUCUAAAAUGAACUUCUAAAUAAGGUUUAGGUCAGCUGUUAUCAGGGUUACUGUACUGCCUCGUUUACUUUGUUUUGUUGCUGUAACUAUAAAUGUUUCAUAAAAUGUAAUUAUAUAUCACUAUUGGCUUAAAUCCUUGAAAAAUGGCAAGUGUAACAAACUCCUGGUCAAACUUCUUAGUUUAUAUUCUAUUGCAUUGGUACAUUUCCCUUUUUUUCCAUUGCUUUUUAUUUUGGUUGUUGCUUUUUUUUUUGUUUUUUUUACCUUACUUGGUAAAGCCUGUUAGAUGUACAGUACGUAACUGUCACAACAGUUUAUUUGUAUACCUCACAUGGCCCCUGAAGGCAUGCAAUAAUAAUGAGUCUUAAUGCAAACAUACAACUACAAGAUGUAUGGAAUUUCGUUUAGCAGAAUUAAUUCUUUGCACUAGUAGGAAGCUGCAGGUGAGGAGCCUGCAAAGGUGAAUGUAACCUUAACUCCCAAACCCCGUGUUAUUUCUAGCAAGUACAAUCUUCACGCCUUUCUUCAUUUCAUAGUUUUUGUCUUGUGUUUUUAACAUGUCAACAACUUUAAUGUACUUUAAGUUAGUCAUUAAAGUAUGUAUUGAGAGAAGAA
Messenger RNA from Labrus mixtus (cuckoo wrasse), 3318 nucleotides. It is a transcript of the gene adpgk, whose product is annotated as ADP-dependent glucokinase. Gene Ontology annotation, molecular function: ADP-specific glucokinase activity. The transcript is spliced from 8 exons. Gene Ontology annotation, biological process: glucose metabolic process. Gene Ontology annotation, cellular component: endoplasmic reticulum. The coding region runs from base 220 to 1716 and encodes 498 amino acids. Lineage: Eukaryota; Metazoa; Chordata; Actinopteri; Labriformes; Labridae. The record is from RefSeq and is a predicted model, not a curated record.